Messenger RNA from Pseudovirgaria hyperparasitica, 561 nucleotides. Its product is annotated as retrieval of early ER protein Rer1. NCBI's taxonomy places the organism in Eukaryota, Fungi, Ascomycota, Dothideomycetes, Acrospermales, Acrospermaceae. Bases 1 to 561 code for a protein of 186 amino acids. The record is from RefSeq and is a predicted model, not a curated record. Gene Ontology annotation, biological process: protein retention in ER lumen; retrograde vesicle-mediated transport, Golgi to endoplasmic reticulum. Gene Ontology annotation, cellular component: Golgi membrane. The transcript has 4 exons.
AUGGAUGCGCCAGAGCCGGAUACCCCUUUCGCCGCCGUGAGCUCGCAAGCAACCCGGUUUGGACAGAUUUAUCAGGCGUAUCUCGACAAAUCAACUCCGUACGUUCCGUACCGAUGGGUGGGUACAGGCACAGUGUUCGUUCUAUUCGGUCUUAGAAUCAUUUUUGCGCAAGGAUGGUAUAUUGUCGCCUACUCCCUCGGUAUCUACCUCCUAAACCUUUUUCUCGCCUUCAUUUCGCCAAAAUUCGACCCUUCGUUAGAACAGGAUGAAGGGAUGGAGGAGGGCUCCAGCGGACUCCCAACCAAAGAAGAGGAUGAAUUCAGACCUUUCGUGAGAAGGCUCCCAGAGUUCAAGUUCUGGUACGCGGCCACCCGGGCCAUUGUUAUCGGCUUCUUCUGCAGUUGGUUCGAAAUGUUCAACCUUCCAGUCUUCUGGCCGGUGCUAGUUGUGUACUGGUUCAUUCUGGUCGCAUUGACUAUGAGGCGCCAAAUCCAACACAUGAUCAAAUACCGAUACGUCCCCUUCACCGUCGGCAAGAAGCGCUUUUCCAAUGCCAAAUAA